Molecule: messenger RNA, 4929 nt
Organism: Penaeus indicus
Lineage: Eukaryota; Metazoa; Arthropoda; Malacostraca; Decapoda; Penaeidae
Product: zinc finger protein 665-like
Exons: 1
Coding region: 128-1696 (522 amino acids)
Biological process (GO): regulation of transcription by RNA polymerase II
Molecular function (GO): DNA-binding transcription factor activity; RNA polymerase II cis-regulatory region sequence-specific DNA binding
Source: RefSeq, a predicted model, not a curated record
AAAUGUUCUUUUUCUUCUUUUCAGAUAUUUUGAGAGGGGCCAGGCAUCAUUCAUUACUUGCACCUGACAAGGACUUGAAUUGGUAUGAAGAAAGCUACUUUUUGGGGACAGCAAGUUCACUGUCAGUAUGGAGGAUCCCCAGUACUUGCACAAAGAUAAUAAGAUUAAUGAGCCUAUUGUGGAAGUGCAGCAAAUAGCAUCCCACAAUGUUAUGUGGAUGCAGCCAACUGAAAAACCAUAUGAAUGUGAAGAGUGCGGUAAAAGGUUUGCUCAAGAGAGUCAUCUGAAUAACCACUUGGUUUGGCAUCGGAAGGAGAAGAAGUUUGAGUGUGGAAUCUGCAGCAAGAGGUUUACCAUGGAGAGUCAUCUUGACAGUCACAUGAUCGUGCAUAGCGCUGAGAAGAAUUUUAAGUGUCAAGUUUGUGAAAAGUGCUUCACAAUGGAGAGCCACUUGAAUGGUCACAUGCUUGUUCACACAGAGGAAAAGAACUUUGAAUGUGACAUCUGUCAUAAAGCAUUUAUCAUGGAGAAUCACCUUAGAAGUCAUAAACUUGUACAUAUCAAGGAAAAGAAGUUUGAAUGCAUGAAGUGUGGCAAGCGCUUUGGGCAGAGAAGUCACCUGAACAGUCACAUGCAUUCGCACAAUGUUGAAAAACGUUUUGAAUGUGGAGUCUGCGGAAAGCGUUUUGCUCUAGAGAUUCAUCUCACAAGCCAUGUGCUUGUCCAUAGCAUGGAAAAGAAGUUUGAAUGCGAUGUGUGUGGGAAGAGAUUCAUGAUGGAGAUUCAUCUUAAUAGCCAUCGUCAGGUACACAGUGUUGAGAAGAAAUUUGAGUGCCUUGUUUGUGGCAAGCGGUUCUCAAUGGAAAGUCACUUGAACAGCCAUAUGAUUGUUCACAGUGAAAAGAGAUUUGAAUGCGAGGUCUGUCGCAAACGUUUUACAAGGAAGGCACACCUAAAUAGCCAUAGGUUUGUGCAUAGUGAAGAAAAGAGGUUUGAGUGUCAUGUAUGCCAUAAGCGAUUCACACAAGAAAGCCACCUAAGCAGUCAUAUGUUUGUCCACAAUGAAGAAAAAAAGUACGAAUGCGAGGAAUGUGGCAAAAAGUUUAUCCAGGAAAUUCAUCUCAACAGUCAUAGAUUCAUACACAGUGAAGAAAAAAAGCUGGAGGCAAGUGAGUGGGGGAAAAGAUUACCAGAUGGCCAGCUCAAUGGCCAUGGUGCACAUGACAUGAUGAAGAGGUUUGCAUGUGACGAGUGUGGCAAGAGGUUCUCUCAACUAAGUCACCUCAACAGUCACAGGUUUGUACACACGGAGCAGAAGAUCUAUGGUUGCGAGGAAUGUGGCAAAAGGUUUAGACAAGAAAGCCACCUGAAUAGCCACAUGUUUGUGCAUAGUCAGAAGAAGAGGUUUGAAUGCAUGGAAUGUGGAAAGAGAUUUACACAGGAAAGCCACCUCAAUAGCCACCGGUUUGUCCACAGUGAGAGAAAAGGAAUGGAUUACACAGAAUACACAAAGCAGUAUCCAUUGCCACAGAAGGCUGUCACCAACAAUCAUGCUGUUGCUGCUGCAGCUGCUGCAGCUGUAGAUAAGAAGACUCAUGAAUAUUUAGAGACCAUGAAGAACUUCCCUCAACAAGCAUAUCAGCCAACAUAUGCUUAUGCACAGUGGGAGCAAGUAAGAACCCUAUGGACAAUGUAGCCAGGACAUGAAAUAAUGGUUUUAAAUUUGUAAGAGAGAUGACUAAUGAAAAGAAAUUUGAGCCUGCCACCAUUAUGAACUAUUUGUAAAUUAGAAUCAAAUAUUAGCACACAAAGUCAACUUUUCCCAAUAGAACAUUGUGAUAUAGCACAUUGCUUAUGAACUCUUCCUUCAGUCAAUAUCAGAAUGCUUAGUUCUGUGUUGAAAAGGGGCCUUAAAAUGUUUCUCUUCUGCUGUAUUAUUUUUUAGAUACAGUACCUCCUGAAAACUGUAGAAUGACAAGGUCUCGACAUCUUUCAUCAGAUGUAAAUAUAAUGGUGCUUUUGAUGGACAUUUUCAUUUGAAGUGUUGAAGAAAUUCAUUCAUAAGUAGGAUGAUAUUGCAUUUAAUGCAUUAGUGAUCUUUCCACAUAAGUGAAUGACUUUCAUGGUGGCCAAAGGGCCAGUUUUUAUGGCCAAUAUAAUGGUUUACUGGUUUUUUAAGUUACUAUGUAGUUGAUAAUGUGUUUUGUCCAGAAAAAAUGUGACUGAUCAGCAAGCACCACAAGUGAUUUUGGUCUAAUUAUUUAUUUUACUUUUAAUUAAAUAUCUGUGUUAUUUCUCAAAUUAUAGUGUGUGAUAGACAACAUGUGUUGUAGCAUAUAUUCACAAUUUCCCUGUCAUUGAGGUGAUGAAAGAUGUACUGUAGUUUAAGAGAAAAUGCAUUCAUGUCAUCACCCGUGCAAUUGAUAGGUUCAAUGUUCCAGGAGCUUUCCCUAAUUUGCAGUCAUGGUAGAUGUCUGAUUGCAAUUAAAUACAAGGAAUGCUUGUGUUUAGAACUUUUUAUAUUGAUUUGUAGCAUUUUCCAAGUAUAUCUUGAGCUAUGCAUCAACUUGUUCUGUUGCACAUGUAUAAGAACUAGUAAUUUCAGAGUGAAUCUUAAGAGAUCAAAGUGCCAAUUUAAUUUUGUAAAUUGAAAAUCCCUAAAGAAGGUCUGGCACUAGUUGUUUAGAUUGUAUUGAAUUCACAAAUAUUUUCUUGGAUGUGAAUUCAGAUUGUAAAAAUUUGGCUCGUAGUUAGUGAUUAUCAAGGCAUUGUGAAAAACUGAGCAGUUGCUUGUUUGUGUGAGUAAGUUCAUUUGAAAUAAAAUCUUUAUUGUUAUCAACAUCAGGUGUUCUGUUUUGUUUUGAAAAAGGAUGGAUAGAUGGUGAAAUAUGUAACUAAAAAGAAAUAGUAGAAGACUGAUUUUAAUUGUGUUGUACAUGUAGGAAAAGUUAAUGAGAAAGAAUCUUCACAAAGGUUAAAAGAUAUAUACAUCAGAAACACAAACACUCACUCUCUCUCUCUCUCUCUCUCUCUCUCUCUCUCUCUCUCUCUCUCUCUCUCUCUCUCUCUCUCUCUCUCUCUCUCUCUCUCUCUCUCCCUCUCCCUCCCUCCCUCUCCCUCUCCCUCUCCCUCUCCCUCUCCCUCUCCCUCUCCCUCUCCCUCUCCCUCUCCCUCUCCCUCUCCCUCUCCCUCUCCCUCUCCCUCUCUCCCAACAUGUAUUUCUGAUGAAACUUGAGUUAAAAUGACAAAUCCAUAUUUUGCACUGUGAAGUUCAUUUUCAUUUCUACUUUUUUCUACAUAUGUUACAAAUGAAGUCAGAAUUGUGUUAGUUUCAAUAUCUGAAUUAUUUUUAUAUCCUUGUAGCCAUCUAAUUCUGACACAAGGUGUAUAGUGCAUGAAAGUCUUGUUUUUACAUAAACCAUAAAGAUAAAUAAAAUGAGCAUAGUUCUGCUGCAUAUUGAAAAUAUGGUUAACAGGACACACUUGAUGAGACCAAGUGUAAUAUAUUUCUGAUAAGACUCCUAAGAUGUAAAUAAAUACCCAAACAUGGUUUUUGUUGUCUUUUGUAUAAGGAGGAGUGUUGAGAAUAUUUUUAUUUUAUUAUCAUUUAUGAUAAUUUUUCAACUCAUGCAAAAUAAUCUUCAAGAAUAUGUUUGUGAUUUGCAUGGUUAAUAUCAUUAUUUCUUAAUUUAUUUUAUUUUUGGAAAGGGACAGUUGCAUGGAACUGAAUGGAGCUGUACCAUUUGUGUCAUCAUUUCAACAAAAAAUUGACACAUUGUCUGCCUUUAGAAUGGAUAAUUUCAUUUCCAGAUGAAAAAAGAUAGUGAAUAUGAAAACAGUUCAGUAUUUUCUUCUGUUUAGUAUUUUUAUGAUAACAUAUGUAUGUAUGUUGCACACUUGUUAUCAAAUAUUAGCAUAUUAAUUUGAUAUUAAUUUUCUUUAAAAAUUUACUGGUAAAUUGGAUUUCAAUGCAUAUUUUUCUUAUUAUCAAUGAAUAUCCAAGAUUUCAGAAUGACUGCCAAACACCCAUGGUUCAAAGGCAAUCGGAUAUUGGUUUCAUGAACUCUGUGAGUUCUGACCAAAAUUAUUUAGGCAAAAAUGUUUUUAUUUUUAGCCGAGUUGAUCACAUACUUUUUCAGCGGUUUCAGUAUUUGUUUUUGCUAUCAUUGACAUUAUUAUUUUUUAUUAUAAUUUUUGUUUUUAUUAUUAUUAUUAUUAUUAUUAUUAUUAUUAAUAUACUUUUUCAAUUUGAUUGAAAGCCUAGAUCUAAAUCAUGCAACAGGAGACUGUUGUAUGGCAUCCUGUACCUGGGCAGCUGCAGGUGUUAAGGUCAUUUUUGUAUUUAUCCUUACCUGCCAAGAUCUCACUUUUUCAGUAUAGAUUACUGUAUUUCUAUUGUUUGGGAUAGGCUGGAUAUGUUUUACCAUUUUGUAAGUUAUUAUCCUUAGAAGGUAGGUUACUAAAGUAAGAUUGAAUUUAAGAUUGUAAAUAAAGCUUAAUUUGUAAGUCUUGUGUAAGGUUAGUAAAUUAGACUUUUGCCUAGGAGUGAAUAAAACCACAAAACACAAAAAAAAUAUAAUUCCCAUCAUUGUAAUGGGGACUUUAUGUAAAUUGGUAGCUGUAGGAUGGGAAUUUCAGGAUUCAAAAAUGUAUGCAAAAUUUUUUUAAUUGGUAGAUAAAGAAUUGAAACAAGUGAAACUAAUCUGAAAUAUUCAGCUUACAUCUCCCUUCAUUAAAAAUAGAAAAUGUAGAUUAUUUGGUAAAUGUAUUUUGACUUUAUUUUGUUAGUGAAAGUUGGUACCUCGCACUUAUCAAUGAGUCGAGAUAAACCAAAUUUUUGCCCAGGUAAUAUCUCCCAUUUUUACUUCUAUUAUCUAAUAUUAACAAUUGUACAACUUUUGUUAAAUAAACUCUUUCAUUUUUAUAAAA